Cotesia congregata is the source of this 1593-nucleotide messenger RNA. The record is from the annotation of a GenBank genome assembly. NCBI's taxonomy places the organism in Eukaryota, Metazoa, Arthropoda, Insecta, Hymenoptera, Braconidae.
AUGACAAUCAAAAAUUAUCUCAAACUGUUCAUAAACGUUGGCACAAUCAUGAUAAAUUUAUCAAAAAAGAGUUAUGUAUCGUUCAUUGUUGUUAUUUAUUUAAUUACCAAUGUGUGUGCUAGUGAUAUUUAUAAAAACAUAAAUUUGCCGGCAAAUCAUUUGAAAUAUUACUUCAACUCACUUCCGAUUAUUGCACGGGAAUGUCAACAUGAUCCGGCGUGUCCUUAUAAGGAACAUUUAAAUGAAAAAGCGUGUUGGGGAUAUGAAGAUAAUUGCAAGCAAGAAAAUGCAUUCUCAAUUCCAUAUUGCCCAGGUGAUCACAAAGGAUGGGUGUCAAGUAAAAAAGCACAAAUAGAUACAUUUUAUUCGCAAGGAGAUUUUGGAUAUGUCAGAGACCAACGAAAUGAAAUGACGCUACUGUGCGAGCCAUUUUUCAAGGAGGAUUCAUCAUUAGAAUGUUCAGAACAUUUAAGAUUUUGCCGGGGAAGAAAUAUAAUGAUUAACUUCACGGAUCUGACCUACAGAAAAGAGCCUAUAAGAUACGCGAUGGAUGUUUUGAAGGAAGGACAAAUCGGUGGUUAUUGCAAAUUGAACGAAAAAAAACUGCAAGAGAAUGCGGAUCAUAUUAGCGCUUUACAAUCUUGGGGGCCGGAGCUGCGUUAUUUUCGUAAAUUACCACGUCGACCAAUUGUCGAAGGUGACUGUGAUAUAGUUAUUGAAAAGCCUACUUAUAUUAUGAAGAUUGAUGCAACAGUCAAUUUGUAUCAUCAUUUCUGUGAUUUUUUUAACCUUUAUGCGUCGUUACAUGUUAAUAAUACUCACCCAUCGACUUUUAGUACUGAUAAUCAUAUUUUGAUAUGGGAAAGUUACAAUUAUCAUUCAGCGUUUCAAGAUACUUUUGAAGCGUUUACCAAAAAUUCUUUGUGGGAUUUAAAAACGUUCCGUGGUAACACAGUUUGUUUCAAAAAUUUGGUUUUGCCAUUAUUACCACGCAUGAUUUUUGGCCUUUUCUAUAAUACUCCUCUAAUCUACGGCUGUGAAAAAAGUGGAUUAUUUAAAGCAUUUAGCGAAUAUAUAUUACACAGACUGAAAAUUCCUAUGUAUCAACGUAAAGACAAUAAAAUUCGUGUUACUUUAUUGAGUCGGGAUACAAGAUAUAGAAGAAUAUUGAACGAAGAUGAACUUGUUAUUUAUAAUCGAGAAGUACCUUUCAAAAAACAGCUGGAAAUAACUCGUAAUUCCGAUGUCUUCAUUGGAAUUCAUGGAGCUGGACUGACUCAUGCGUUGUUUUUACCUGAUUGGGCUGCAGUAUUUGAAAUAUAUAAUUGUGAAGAUGCUAGUUGUUACAAAGAUUUGGCUCGGUUACGUGGAGUAAAAUAUUUCACUUGGGAAGACGAUGAGAAAUUGACGCAGCAAGAUCCUGGCAAUCAUCCAGAUGGUGGAGCGCAUGCAAAAUUCACAAACUACAGCUUCAACGUAACAGAAUUUCUGCGCAUCGUAUCCUUAGCCGCAGACUCAGUUACCAGUAAUCCAGAUUACAAAAAAUUUCUCAGCUCCCAAACUUGCUUGAAGCCGCCAAAAGUGGAGUUAUGA